This is a messenger RNA of Suricata suricatta (meerkat), 2719 nucleotides long. RefSeq names its product neuromedin U receptor 1 (gene NMUR1). Gene Ontology annotation, molecular function: neuromedin U receptor activity. Gene Ontology annotation, biological process: G protein-coupled receptor signaling pathway. Gene Ontology annotation, cellular component: plasma membrane. Lineage: Eukaryota; Metazoa; Chordata; Mammalia; Carnivora; Herpestidae. The record is from RefSeq and is a predicted model, not a curated record.
AUGAAUUACCAGGGAUCUUUGAGUGACUUUUCUGGGGCUCUCUCUUCUGUCUCACAGACUCCUCUCUGCUUCAACUGCUCCAUCCUCCCUGGGGACAUGUCCCCGACGACGGAUGCAGGGAGCCCAAUGCCCUGCAAUGGCAGUAGGACCUGGGGGGUCUUUGGCCCCGAGGACUUGAACCUGACUGAUGAGGAACUGAGACUCAAGUACCGGGGGCCCCAGCAGACGGAGCUGUUUGUGCCCAUCUGCGCCACGUACCUGCUGAUCUUCGUGGUGGGCGCCGUGGGCAACGGGCUGACCUGCAUGGUGAUCGUGCGCCACAAGGCCAUGCGCACACCCACCAAUUACUACCUCUUCAGCCUGGCUGUGUCGGACCUGCUGGUGCUGCUGGUGGGCCUGCCCCUGGAGCUGUACGAGAUGUGGCGCAACUACCCUUUCCUGCUGGGCGCCGGGGGCUGCUACUUCCGCACCCUGCUCUUCGAGACGGUCUGCCUGGCCUCUGUGCUCAAUGUCACUGCCCUGAGUGUGGAGCGCUACGUGGCCGUGGUGCACCCACUGCAGGCCAGAUCCACGAUGACUCGGGUCCACGUGCGCCGUGUACUCGGAGCCAUCUGGGGCCUCGCCGUGCUUUGUUCUCUGCCUAACGCCAGCCUACACGGCAUCAAGCACCUGGAGGUGCCCUGCCGGGGCACGGUGCCCCACUCGGCCAUGUGCACCUUGGUCCGCUCACGGGCCCUCUACAACCUGGUAGUGCAGAUCACCACUCUGCUCUUCUUCUGUUUGCCCAUGGCCACCAUCAGCGUGCUCUAUCUGCUCAUCGGGCUUCGGCUGCAGCGUGAGAGGUUACUGCUGCUCAGGCAGGAGGCCAGGGGCAGGGCCAAGUCCAGCGACAGCCACAGGUUUCAGCGGUCACAGGACCGGGGUCGGACACAGGUGACCAAGAUGCUGUUUGUGCUGGUCGUGGUGUUUGGAAUCUGCUGGGCCCCUUUCCACGUCGAUCGUCUCAUGUGGAGCUUUGUGUCCAGCUGGACCGAGGACGUGUACCUGGCCUUCCAGUACGUGCAUGUUGUCUCCGGCGUCUUCUUCUACCUCAGCUCGGCCGUUAACCCAGUGCUGUACAACCUCAUGUCCAGCCGCUUCAGGGAGACUUUCCAGGAAGCCCUGUGCCUGGGGGCCCAGUGCCGGUACCACAGAACCCGCCACAACUCCCACAGCCUCAGCAGGGUGACCAUGGGCAGCACCCUGUAUGACCUGGGUUCCCCGGGCGUCAGGGCCCUCCCUCUGGCUGACAGUGGUGCCCGAGAGGGGCAGCAAGAGACGGACCCCUUCUGAGCGGAGCCUUGCAGCAGCUUCAACGAGAGACCCGCGUGCCACACGCAGUCUGGGGAGCCACACUCCCCCUCUUCUGCUGGCUGUCUUCAUGGCCUGUCCUCCUUUGUGCCCCGUCCCCACUUCAGCCUAUAAACUCUGACUGGCACCUCGGUGAAUCCUACCCCCACCCAAGUUUUAGAAGGGAUGUCAGGUCGCUAUCUGCCCUCCGGAGCCCCGGGCCCACAGGCAGAGUCCUCUACAGAAACCCUGCAGCGGCCUGGUUAACCGGCAGAGCAAGCCUCCCUCUGGGCUCUGCACACCCCCCCUUGCCCACCCCCAUUUUCUGAAAUGUUUUCUUGGGGUCCCACCUUUCCUUCCCAUUUUCUGAUGAGAUUCUGCAGGUCCUGGCCCACUGUGGCCCUCUCUAGCUCUUGGCCUGUGCCUGGGGCCCCCACCGACCUGGCCCUCCGUGGCUGCCGUCAGCCAUUCUGGUCUGGAUCUCCACCUGGUGGAGAUGCUGGCUGGCGAGGGUGCCAGGGAUCCGGGGGCCUGGCUCCAAUCGCAGCCCUGCUGCCACCCUCUUGCAGCAUGGCAUCACCUUUCCAGGCGUUGGUCCCUUGUUUGCAAAAUGAAAGGGGCCCUGACAUUCUACAGAGUCACACUUUGGCCCGUUAGCUGUGGUUUUCUGUGCGUGGGCAUAAGUCACUGCUUGUAACAAAACCGAUGGAAAACCCAAGAUCGGUAAGGCAGAAAUGACUCUGUACUUCCCCUCCCCCAACUCCUACUCGCUCCCUGACCUCCAUGUGCCCCCACCCCCUGCCCUGAGGGCCACUCUGGGCAUGUUCUUUGUGUGACGCCAGCUGACGGCCCCCACGUGGGUGGGUUGGGGGGCCUGAGGGAGCAGGACCCUGGGGCCUGGCUGACCAGAGGAUUCCGGAGGUGAGAGCCAUGGGCCAACCGAGGCCAAGGAGUGACUGUGAGGACAGUUUUGCUUGGGGCUUGGUGAGGUGCGAAGAGAGGCAGGGACAAGUGUGUGAGCCCCGAAACAGCCGCAGCCCACAUGCGUGCGGGCAGUCGCCAUGCUCAGUCAAGACCCACUGAGUUGCUGGAACUUGACCUGCUACAAGUCUGCAGACCCCGUCCCUUGCCUGAGAGGAGACGGCUGCGGGUCUUCUACCGGGCAGGUGCUGGGGGCACCCAGGGUGAAGAGGACAGCGUGACACAGGUCUCUUGUCCGGGUUCUCCCUGCGAUGUGGAGACACUGGACAGGGUUGAGUAUAAUGUUCUGGACUUUUGAAGUUCAAUUGUAAACAUUUCGAAUGUUCUUUGUAGAAAUGUUAGAAAGUACAAAUGAGCAAAAAUGAAUGAAUUUUAAAUCAUUAAAUACCACCUUUGCUGGCCGUUGGGA